AAUCGGGAAAGUCGGCGAUAGAUUCGAAGACCAUUGAAGCCGCUUAGCCGGGAUCUUACAGCAGUAAUAUUUAAAAAUGUUUUAAUGUUAUUAAAAAAUUCAUUUAUCCUGGAGUGAAAAAAUUUGUCCCGUUAUCACAUUAUAUCGCCUGCUUUUCAUAUCUCAAUCUUCAAAUCUUUUACACGGCUGUAAUAAGAAGAUAUAAAAGCAUAUUGUAUUAGAUAAAAGCAGCAUUCCAGAUUACUCGGGGCACAUAUUUCACGUCUCAUCAAAGCUUGGACAAAAAAUACAGUACCGAUAAAAGAAAAUACCAGAAAACCAAGAAAAACAUUUGAAAAAUUAUUUCAGUUUCUAUACUUUCACGGGAGUAAACCUAAUAAAAUGAAUUUUAUAGAAGAAUUACCAAAUGGGCCCCUAGAUGUUUAUAGAAAACGGGCAAGUUUUAAUUGGAAAUUGCUUAAGUUGAAUUUAGAGGGCGAAGACUGCAUAAUAUCACAGGCAAAACUAUGGAAGUUUAUAAAAAGUAAUCCAGAGUUUCAACAUGCAAAUGAAUCAUUAUCAUUAAAUGCUACACGUAGGAGGUGUUACCGACAAUUAAACGCACUUUCCAAAAUUGAGGGUGAUAUAUUUGAUGCUUGGUCUCACUGGUUAAGACUUUAUGAUCCUUCAAUCGGACCAUUGAGAAGGAUAGGUCAAAGUACUAUAGCUGAAGGAAUUCUAGAUUUGGGUACCGAACGCCAUCGAGAACUAGCGCAAAAGUUCUUUGACGUCAGGUUCAUAGGAUGCCUGGGCUUUACGGAAAUAGCCCAUGGAUCAAACCUCAAAGGUUUACAAACUACAGCGAUCUACAAUCCUCAAACAGAAAGUUUCAUUUUAAACUCGCCAAAUUUCAAAGCUGCCAAAUGCUGGUCUGGUCUUUUAGGCAAAAUGGCAACACAUACUCUUCUUUAUGCGCAAUUAAUUACUCCAGAUAAUGUAAAUCAUGAUCUGCAUCCAUUUAUUGUUCCAAUUCGAGAUCCCGAAACACACCUACCACUACCAAAUGUAAUUAUUGGUGAUUUAGGUGAAAAAAUUGGUCUUAACGGAGUUGACAAUGGUUUCCUAAUGUUUAAAAAUUAUUCUCUUCCCAGAAGAAAUCUGCUGAAUCGAAAUGCAGAUGUAUCAAAAGAUGGAAAAUAUAUUGCGAUUAUGGAAAAUCGAAGCCAGUAUUUUGGAACAUUUUUAAGUCCACUUGCCACUGGUAGAAUGGGGGUAACAAUUCAUUCAACAAUGUUUUCGAGACUUGCUCUAACUAUAGCGAUUCGAUAUUGUGCAUGCAGAAAACAAUUUGGACCGCCCGGAAAAGAGGAAUGGCCAGUUAUAGAAUAUCAAGUACAGCAAACUAGAAUCUUUCCUCAUUUGGCAGCUUUGUACGCCUGGACAAUAUUUGGCUACAAUCUUCUCAGAAUGAAAGAAGCAGAAUCGAAAAAAUUAAAAGACCAAAAAAAUCUGAUUGCCAAAAAUUUGGAAAUUCAUGCAUUGUUAUCAGCAGUAAAACCUCUUUCGACUUGGACUACCCAACAAAUUAUUCAAGAUUGUAGAGAAUCUUGUGCUGGUCACGGUUAUUUAAAAGCUUCUCGUUUUGGAGAAAUAAGAGACGCAAAUGAUGCAGCUAUAACGUACGAAGGAGAAAAUACAGUUUUGAUUCAACAAGCGAGCCAGUGGCUUCUGAAACAAUAUGAUAAUUUUCAAAACGGAAAGGCUAUUGCAUCUCCCUUUGAAACUGCAAAGUUUAUACCAAAUUCUGAAUACAUUCUCUCUCUCAAGUUUAAUUUGUCGACAGUCGAGGAUACUUUCAAACUUGACCAUCUUUUACUGAUGCUUAAGUGGCUAAUUUGUUAUUACCUGAAAAAAACUUAUAUUCAUGUGAAGAAAAUGAAGAUAAACGGAAGUAAUUCUUUUGAAGUGAGAAACAAUUCCCAAACCUACUUCGCUCGACCACUUUCCUUGGUUUAUGCAGAGCAUGCAGUGGUUGAAACUUUUAUCACUCGAAUUGAAGAUCGAGUUUUUGGAGACUCAGAACGUAAAGUUUUAACAAAAUUGUGUGCAUUGUUUGCUGCCUGUUCCCUUGAAAAAAGACUGGAUGAUUUUUAUGUUGGUGGAUAUGCAUCUGAAAAUUCAAAACUCCAGUUUCUAAUUCGCGAUGGUAUAAUUUCAAUUAGCCAAGAUUUGGUAAAUGAAGCUGUGGCUUUGAUUGACGUCCUUGCACCUCCAGAUUUUGUUGUUAAUUCUCCUCUAGGAAUGUCUGAUGGCAAGAUUUACAAGCAUUUGGAGGACAUUCUUUUCAAAGAUCCAAAGAACUUUGAACCUCCUUCGUGGUGGAAGGAAAUACGAUCUAAUUUGUAAUAAAAUGAAAAUGAAAACUA
Belonocnema kinseyi is the source of this 2405-nucleotide messenger RNA. RefSeq names its product peroxisomal acyl-coenzyme A oxidase 3-like. Gene Ontology annotation, biological process: lipid homeostasis; fatty acid beta-oxidation using acyl-CoA oxidase. The transcript is spliced from 12 exons. Gene Ontology annotation, cellular component: peroxisome. Bases 382 to 2385 code for a protein of 667 amino acids. NCBI's taxonomy places the organism in Eukaryota, Metazoa, Arthropoda, Insecta, Hymenoptera, Cynipidae. The record is from RefSeq and is a predicted model, not a curated record. Gene Ontology annotation, molecular function: pristanoyl-CoA oxidase activity; FAD binding; fatty acid binding.